This is a messenger RNA of Haemonchus placei, 429 nucleotides long. The record is from the annotation of a GenBank genome assembly. Lineage: Eukaryota; Metazoa; Nematoda; Chromadorea; Rhabditida; Trichostrongylidae.
AUGAGAACCACGAGUUCUAAGACUGGUCUUGUCACAGAUCCCUACUUACUUGCUGACGAAGAGGGUCGUCGUUGGGUGAUCUGUCUGAAGCAGGAAUACCGUAACAUGCUUGCCGCUACCCAGCAUCUUGCACGUUCAUUAGGCUUGGACUAUUCCGGAUUUCCCUGUUCUGAGCAGCGAUACGUGCUGGCCGACGCUUUUCUAGCCGGUUUGGCGGACUGCCUUCAAGGAGAGGCGUUGAGUGAAGCUGGAGCUUGGCUUGCUGCCCUCGGCAAACACCUCCCUGAAGAGUUUGCUACUCCAUGGGAACGAAGCGGCGAGUUAUUCUGCUCAAGACAUAGAGUCGAAAGAAAUUCCUGCUGCGCAACUGUAACUGCUUCCCGGGCCACAUUCAUAAUUUUGUACGCUGUCGAGCAACUGCUUAAGUAG